Messenger RNA from Striga hermonthica, 858 nucleotides. NCBI's taxonomy places the organism in Eukaryota, Viridiplantae, Streptophyta, Magnoliopsida, Lamiales, Orobanchaceae. The record is from the annotation of a GenBank genome assembly.
AUGUCGCCGGCGGCUUCUUUUGGGAAAGGCAGCACCAGUGGUUCCAUUUCAGGAACCAAUAGAAAGCAAAGUGAAAGUGCUACUCAGGCUGCUGGUGUGUCAGGAUCUUCUUCACGACCUUCAGGGUCAUCUCAACCUGCUAGUGAUGAUGCAAAUCAAAUGGUUGGCAGUGGUUCCGGCACAGGAACACAUGAACAGGGUCAUGUGGCAGGUAUUGAUGGUAAUGGCAUACAAUCUCGUGGCCCAGAUAAUGCAACUACAAAUGAUGCUGUUAUUGAGGUUGAGGAGGAUGAGGACGGGGACGAGGAUGAGGCUGGAGAGUUGACUGGGGGUGACGGAAGGAGGCCGAAGAAAUUGACAUCUUUUGUUUGGGAGUACUUUACCAAGAAAACUGAGAUAGUAGAGAUGGAUGGCAAGAAGUAUGAACAGAAGUGGGGGUACUGCAACUACCCUAAUUGCAAGGCCAAAUAUAGAGCUGAGUGUAACUAUGGAACAACUGGUUUUCGGAACCAUCUGAAAACAGCACAUCAUGUUGUAACAGGGCAGUUGCUAUUGAAGGCAGAAAAGGAUCAUGGAAAAGACAUCGCGUUGAUUCAACCUUACAGGUAUGAUCCGGAGGCUAGUGUCAAGAAGCUGCACUUAGCAAUAAUCAUGCAUGAGUACCCUUUUAAUAUUGUUGAGCAUGAUUACUUUGUUGACUUUAUCAAGUCUUUGCGCCCUAGCUUUCCUUUGAAGUCUCGUGUCACCACUAGAAAUGAAAUAAUGGAUAUAUAUUUGGAAGAAAAGGAAAAGUUUUAUGCAUAUUUUAAAACAGUUCGCUGCCGCUUUAGUGCAACCAUGGAUAUGUGGACAUCUUGA